Molecule: messenger RNA, 2014 nt
Organism: Arabidopsis lyrata subsp. lyrata
Lineage: Eukaryota; Viridiplantae; Streptophyta; Magnoliopsida; Brassicales; Brassicaceae
Product: BUD13 homolog
Exons: 9
Coding region: 154-1836 (560 amino acids)
Biological process (GO): mRNA splicing, via spliceosome
Cellular component (GO): U2-type spliceosomal complex; RES complex
Molecular function (GO): RNA binding
Source: RefSeq, a predicted model, not a curated record
CAUAAACUUGUUUUUCCCCAAUCAUCAUCUCCACGGGAUCCAAAACCCUAGAAGAUCUCUCCCGAGUUAUCUUCAACCUUUCGCAUUGGGCUUCUGAUAUCAGUCUGGUUAUCUCCGGCGUUAGUUUUCCGGUCAGGCUCCAAAUAAUCGAAGAUGGCUGCUCCAGGAACUGGAAACAAAUCUUUAAAAGAUUACUUGAAGAAGUAUGAGAGUAGUGAUGUUGUAGAAAAGAAGAAGAAGAAGAAGCAGAAAAAGCCAUCUAAACCUGAACCAAAAGGUGUUUUAGUUGUCGACGAAGAUCCAGUUUGGCAAAAGCCGGUUGAUCCUGAAGAGGACGAAAACGAAAAUGAUUCAGCAGAGGAAAGACCUUUGGUUGACGAAGACAUUGAUGUUAAGAGAAUGAGGAGGUUGGAGGAAAUUAAGGCAAGGCGUGCACAUAAUGCCAUUGCUGAGGAUGGGAGUGGGUGGGUGACGUUACCUCUAAACCGUGAAGACACACAAUCUGAUAUUUCUCCUCCACGUAGACAAAGAACUCGUAAUGACUCGCCCUCUCCUGAGCCUGGGCCUAGACGUUCGGUUGCGGAUAGAGUUGAAACAGAUAUGUCACCACCACGUCGGAGGAAACGUCACAAUUCGCCUUCACCUGAACCUAACAGAAAACAUACAAAGCCUGUUAGUUUGGAUUCUGAUAUGUCACCACCUCGCAAAAGAAAAGCCAGGAAUGACUCGCCUUCACCAGAGCCUGAAGCUAAAGUCCCCAAAAAUCUGAGUGAAGAUCUAUCUCCUCCUCGUAGAAGACAUGUUCAUUCUCCAUCGCGUGAAUCUAGCAGAUACCGUUCAGAUUCUGUUGAGUUAGACGAUGAUUUAUCUCCGCCUCGCAGGAAAAGAGAUUUACAUGGUUCACCUGUCUCAGAUGUAAAAAAGAAGAGCAAUGAUCUUUCUCCUCCACGGAGAAGACGAUAUCAUUCUCCAUCACCCGAACCGGGUAGAAGGCCUUCAAAAUUCAUUGCCUCAAAUGCUGAUUUAUCUCCACCCCGCAGGAAUAUGAAUAUGAAGGGUUCUCGAGACUCAGAUCUUUCUCCUCAAAGAAAAACUGCGGAUCCUCGACGUUCUUCCAAUAUUGAUAGCUCUCCUCCAAGGAGACCACGCAGAGAAUCACCACCUCCUCAAACAAGCAAGGAGCAACGAAAGACCGGUUUGAUUAGUGGCAAAGACAUUGGAAGUGAAUAUCGAAAGAAAAAGGAGGAUGAACAAUUGAGGUUUAAAAAUAUGGAUUCCGAGCUAACUGGACAAAAUGCAGAAGCAGUAUUUCGUGACAAGAUCACAGGGAAGCGUAUAUCAAAGGAGGAAUAUCUUAAAUCGAAGCAAAAAAAAGUGAUAGAGAAGCCAAAGGAGAUAAAACUGGAAUGGGGCAAAGGUUUAGCUCAGAAGCGUGAAGCUGAAGCUAGACUACAGGAACUUGAGCUUGAGAAGGAGAAGCCAUUUGCUCGGACAAGGGAUGAUCCGGAGCUUGAUCAAAUGUUGAAGGAAAGAGUUAGAUUUGGAGAUCCAAUGGCUCAUUUGGUUAAGAAGAAGCGGCACGAGGCAACUCUUGUGGAUCUAGGAGACGACGAGGAGAUGAAAAAAUCUGGGUUCAUUAUACCACAAAGUGUGCCUAAACAUAGUUGGUUGACGAGAGGGUUGGAAGCUGCAACAAACCGUUAUGGGAUUAAACCGGGUAGACACUGGGAUGGGGUCGACCGUAGUAACGGAACUGAGAAGAAAUUGAUUAAGACGACCAAUGAGAGGAAAGCAACGGAAAUAGAGGCUUAUCUCUGGUCCGUUGCAGACAUGUGAAUCAGAUUUUGUUCUGCAAAAUGUGGUUUGAUUCAGGAGAUAAACAUUCUUAACUGUGGAAGUUUGGGUUUGUACUUGUUCUAUAUGUCCAGAGAAACCGGUCCAAAAAGCGCACUCAAGUGUUUAUUCGGGGUUGAAUACAAUCUGAAUUUCGUUGAACAUCCUUAAAAAAAAAAAA